Messenger RNA from Rhododendron vialii, 1941 nucleotides. Its product is annotated as sodium/pyruvate cotransporter BASS2, chloroplastic. Lineage: Eukaryota; Viridiplantae; Streptophyta; Magnoliopsida; Ericales; Ericaceae. The record is from RefSeq and is a predicted model, not a curated record. The transcript is spliced from 13 exons. Bases 429 to 1685 code for a protein of 418 amino acids. Gene Ontology annotation, cellular component: membrane.
CAGUGAAAUCAAAUAGAUUCUCUCAAAAAAAAAAAAAAUAUCAAAGAGAGAGAAAUCGAACGGGAUAGAAUCACUCCUCAUGUCAUCUCAAAAUCUCAAAUUGAUUAUCCAGCUUUAAUUGUGCUAACGACCAGCGAGUAACGACACAGCAGAAAACCCCACUUUUAUUUAUGAGAAUCUGCAAGAUGUUAGUUUUCUUCAAAUCUUGAAAAACAUUUGGAUUGGCCUCUGGUGACUGUGUGGUUCAUCGGUUUCCACGACCAGUUCAUAUAUCCCAAUUGCAUGUCCGUCUCAAUCUUCCUAGCUUUGACCCUUUCACUCUCUCACCUAUCAGACACAGACAAACCCAUACAAACCCAUGUUCCAAUUUGAGUGAAUUGAGCUCCCUUCGUCUUCUCCUUUUGUUCACCCUCUAGUUACACUCUCCAAUGGCGUCUAUGUCUCGAUUCAUUGCCAAAGAUUGUAUAUUGCAGCCUUGUGAUGCUGUUUACAGACCAAGUAGUUGCUUAUCUUCAAGGAGGCUUCAAACCCAAUUGGAUUUUACAGGUACAUUUGGUUUGCCUGAAAAUGGAAAGGGUUGUUUGGCAAUUCACACAGCACCAAGGAAUUCGAUUGUUGCUCUUUCGGCUCCUACUUCAAUGCCCCAACCUUCAAGGUAUUCUCAAGUUGUAUGCAAGGCAGCAACAAAUGCGUCUGGAGAUAUUCCAGGUAGCGCUCCAACUGAAAUGACCCAAUAUGAGAGAAUAAUUGAGUUGCUGACAACUCUUUUUCCUGUGUGGGUCAUAUUGGGUACCAUCAUUGGCAUCUAUAAACCUUCUGCGGUAACGUGGUUGCAAACAGAUCUUUUCACUGUUGGCUUGGGUUUCCUUAUGCUUUCAAUGGGACUGACCUUGACUUUUGAGGAUUUCAGACGAUGCCUACGAAACCCAUGGACUGUGGGUGUAGGAUUUCUCGCGCAAUAUUUGAUAAAACCGAUGUUAGGUUUCUUUAUUGCACUGACGUUAAAACUCUCUGCACCUCUCGCAACUGGUCUAAUUUUGGUUUCUUGCUGCCCUGGAGGCCAGGCAUCAAAUGUUGCUACGUAUAUUUCAAAGGGAAAUGUAGCUCUCUCUGUUCUUAUGACGACGUGUUCAACUAUCGGGGCUAUUAUUAUGACACCACUGCUCACUAAGCUUCUUGCGGGUCAGCUUGUUCCAGUUGAUGCUGCUGGCCUGGCCAUUAGCACUUUUCAGGUUGUUUUAUUGCCAACAAUAGUAGGAGUGUUGGCUAAUGAAUUCUUCCCCAAAUUCACUGGAAAGAUAAUCACUGUAACGCCUUUAAUUGGAGUUAUCCUCACCACCCUACUCUGUGCAAGUCCAAUCGGACAAGUUGCAGAUGUGUUGAAAACUCAGGGAGCACAGUUGUUACUUCCUGUGGCCCUCCUACACGCUGCGGCUUUCGCUAUUGGGUACUGGAUUUCAAAAUUAUCAUUUGGUGAAUCAACUUCUCGUACGAUCUCCAUAGAAUGUGGAAUGCAGAGCUCUGCACUUGGAUUUCUACUUGCACAAAAGCAUUUCACCAAUCCUUUAGUGGCUGUCCCUUCUGCUGUAAGCGUUGUUUGCAUGGCGCUUGGUGGGAGUGGUCUUGCUGUAUGCUGGAGGAACAUGCCAAUCCCUGCCGAUGACAAGGAUGACUUCAAGGAAUGAAAACAAAGUCUAAAUCUUUCCUGUUUUCUGGUAUCAUUUUUUCUAACCUGUUGCUAGUUUCAGUGAUGGAUUUUCUGUCAUUUUGCUGGUUUGGAAAAAAUACUUGUCAUGCACAAUCUUCACCUUUUUUGCUUCCAGUGCAGAAGGGUAUUCUUGGGUCUAGGUAUUUGAUUAAAAGUGAGCCAUAGAGCAUUGCAGAUAGGUUGGAGAAUUCGAUGCUGUUUGAAAUUUGAGAAAUAAAAGAAAAUUAUAGUGA